AUGCCAGCUAUUCGAGAUACCAAACCUCGAUCCCUGGUUCCCAACGUACAUUCACCACCAAUGAAAGGAUGGACUAAAGAUCAGAAGGUGCAAUUGUUCAAUCAUAUUGUAAAGAAUGGUGAGAGGAAUUGGAAUCACGCUGUUGAUGGGAAAACAGGACAUCAGUGUAUUGAUCAAUGGAAAAAAACACUUUUACCUCAAAUACAAAGAUCCCUUGGGUUCUGA
Kwoniella shivajii is the source of this 225-nucleotide messenger RNA. RefSeq lists its product as uncharacterized. The coding region runs from base 1 to 225 and encodes 74 amino acids. Lineage: Eukaryota; Fungi; Basidiomycota; Tremellomycetes; Tremellales; Cryptococcaceae. The record is from RefSeq and is a predicted model, not a curated record. The transcript is spliced from 3 exons.